This is a messenger RNA of Gamsiella multidivaricata, 768 nucleotides long. RefSeq lists its product as uncharacterized. The transcript has a single exon. Bases 254 to 709 code for a protein of 151 amino acids. The record is from RefSeq and is a predicted model, not a curated record. Lineage: Eukaryota; Fungi; Mortierellomycota; Mortierellomycetes; Mortierellales; Mortierellaceae.
UUUGACGCUCGUGUUGUUGGCAAAGGGGGUGAAUGCGAUGUUGGCGAAUGCUGUAUUAAUCCAGGACACUGUCGCGAAGACCAUCAACAGCAGCGACAUACUGCUGGUCUUUGUAGCUGACCGCAUGGCUAUUUGUGUAGUUUCUGAUGGGUCUGGUUGUUGGAAAGGAAGAGUAAAAUAGCGACGAGAGCAACAAUAUUAAUUUGCGAGCCUUCACUUCUAAAGGAAUGUCGGAGAAAGGUAUGGUUGGGAGAUGUAUUGGGGUCGCUGUAUUCCCGAAGGGUUGAUGUGUGUAGUGAAGAAAAAACGAACCUGUGCUGUUGAGAACCGGGAAACAAAAGAUGGGAUGUGUUCAAGGUGUACAGCCGUGUGUAGGGAUAGAAGGAGGAGGGGAGGAGGAAAGACGCGAAGAAAAGCAAGGCAGUAUAACACUCGUUGUUUCAGAGAAAAACGAUUGUGUUCGAGGGAGAGGGUAUACAGGACUGACGAUCCAGUCGAAGGAGGAAUCCUUUUUGCGAAUCAGAUGGAAUUGGGUUCUCAAAAAGGUGAUAAGAAAGGAAGGAAGGAAGAGAGAGAAAAGGAAGAGAGAAAAAGAAGUAGCGGGAAAGAGCGAAAGAAGACGAGUGUGAGGGAGCGGAGAGGAUUUGGCGGAGGAAACUCGGUGGAUGUGCCUAGCCAGGGAAGAGGCCAAUUUAAAAAUAUAAUUUAAUUUAGUGCAUGCGUGCCUCUUUUUCUUUGUUGGAUUUGGUUUGGUCUUGAACUUUUUUA